Molecule: messenger RNA, 1782 nt
Organism: Pecten maximus
Lineage: Eukaryota; Metazoa; Mollusca; Bivalvia; Pectinida; Pectinidae
Exons: 6
Coding region: 190-828 (212 amino acids)
Cellular component (GO): acetylcholine-gated channel complex
Source: RefSeq, a predicted model, not a curated record
GUUCAUCUCAUUAGGAACACAGCGGCAGCCUCCCCCUCCUCCUCCUGCUCAGCAACUCCAGCAUCCGGUACGAGAAGUGUCGGGUUUCAAUGAGUUGCUUGUAUUUCGUAUUUCCGGAUACAAAGGAAUAACACGCACAACGAUACGGGCUGAUUGAGUUUGGGUAUUUGACAACAAACGCUAAGUACAAUGAACUCCGGAGUUUAUUUGGCGUGUCUGGUAGGUGUGAUGGCUGCUGUGGUACAGUCCCAGACAGUAUGGGACGUGGUGUCCUUUCCCGACCCUCGCUAUGAACCCACCAGAUGUGGACGUCACUCAGAGGUCACCGAGUCCUGGAUCUGUGACCCCAACAACAUCAUCUCCUCGGAUGAUGCGACCGCUAUAGAUGCCCUGCUGAAGAUGACAGAGAGAACCACCACAUGUGGCUGCCAGUCGUGUCGAACUGACAACAAUGGAUACGUCAUCAUGGUGGCACUCAUGCCACAAAUGAAACGAAUCAUUAAUGACUCCAACAGCAUGGACAGUAUCUUACAGGACGCCCGGGUGUAUUCCUACUAUCUGUCGCUGUAUUGGGAUUUUACGUCAUGCGACCAACAAGUCAUCAUCCUCUACGAUCAGCACCAUGACGUCGUGUACACACUUACCCAAAGAGACGCCAGGAGAACUCUAACGGAUAGUCUUGUUUCUGCAAUAACCUUGGAAAACAGAAGUUUUUUUGACGUAAACAAAAAGGCUUCGAUAGCACAGGGUCUGAAGAACAUGAUUCAGCGUUAUAGGUACUACCUAAGCCAGCCUGGCAAUACACCAAGGCCACCAAGGCCACUCUGAACACGUCUACGUUACACAGUAUAGACAGUCUGAUCAGUUUGCAACGUUAUCAGUCAGACAGUUUGAUUCAUUUCCAACUUUAUAUGCAAAUGUAACAAUAUCUAUUUCUAUCAGUUCAGAACUGGGAGUUGUUUCCGUGUUUAUCGAAAAACUCCUUUUCCCGAUAUAAAUCGUAGAUUUAUUCAAAUUGAUUGUAGAAAUACUAAAUUGACGCCUCAUUGUCUCUCUUUCCUAGACCACCAGUGAAAGAGAUCAGCUGUACCAUGUGUGUGAUUACCCGGAACUGGGUGUUCGUGUUCUUAAUUAUUUAAUAAUGAUAUUUAAAACAUGAAUAGAUGUUUAAAUGUGUGUUUUUCGUUUUUUAUAAUAAGUAACGAAAUUACCAUUGUACCAGACAUUUAGACUUGUGCUUCCUUGCGGGGCAUUUGUGCGUAUGUCUGACAUUAUUUAUAGCCUUGCGCUCGAAUUCGAAAAAAAAAAAAACGAAAGUAUUGAAGAUCAGCAUGCUUGUUUUCAAAACGACUACAUGUAUAUCCAAGCUUUAUUCGGGCGAAAGUAAAAAAAAAAGGGAAGCGUAGUGAAACAAGCCAAAGGGAUCGCCACUGGUUUUUUUCUUUGUCGUCGCCAAAGAUUUUGAGACACUUGUCAUGUUAUCUAUAAACUUAUACAGUAAAUUUAUGUUUGUAAAUACAAUGAUAAGAAGUUAUUUGUACGAAUACAUCAGUGUCUGUUGGUGAAUAACGAUUGUCAAUAUGGCGAGGUAAUGUUACAUAGUUAAAUGUUUAACGGUGUGUGUAUGAUGUCAAAUUGACACCGAUUAGUGUUCCGAUAAUUAAUUUCAAAUCGUGUGAGUAGCUAAUGUCAUACAUUGUAUGUGUUAAAGAUAUAAUGUUAACCAUGUUGAUAUAUAUACAAAUCAUACCAUUAAAAGACUUGUCACUAAUUUAAAAUCGA